ACAGCUCUGUCUCAAAAUCACUAUCUUUCAUCCAUUUGGUAUGUUCGCCUUCAUAUUCUCGCGAUAUUGCUAAAAAUAGCCUUUCCCAGAAUCUUUCUUGCUGCUCCUCUUUCUACUUGAGGUGGAGGGCUGUUAUUGAAUGUCUCUUUUGUUUCUGAUCGCCAGGAAGGAACAUAGAUGCCCAGAUUGGUGCACGCAGAUCCAGAUUCUUUACACGCAUUGAGUUGUUCCCUUUGUGUUUCUUGGGAUUCUUGAGAUGUAGAAGUUGACGACUGGAUUGGGGUUUCAGUCAAUUUGAUCAAUCUUUUUGUAGAAGUUCUUUUUAUAGUAAAGGGGUUCUGUAAAGUUCGAAUCUUUGUUGGAGGAACGCAUGGGUUGCUUCCCUUGUUUUGAUUCAAAGGAGGCUGAGACGCUGAACAAAGGGAGCGAUGAUCACAUUGAAGUUCAUCCCACUGUUCCUUCCAACAUGUCCAGAUUGUCUUCAGGAGCAGACCGAUUAAAAUCACGAAGUAGUGCUAGCCUGAAGAGAGAACCUUCAGUUUUAAAGGAUUUACCCGGUGGUCAGAUCGCGGCUCAUACAUUCACUUUUCGCGAGCUUGCAGCCGCUACAAGUAACUUCAGGCCCGAAUCUUUCAUAGGUGAAGGUGGAUUUGGACGUGUAUAUAAAGGGAAACUCGCCAAUGGACAGGCUGUGGCUGUUAAGCAAUUGGAUAGGAAUGGGCUUCAAGGGAAUAGAGAGUUUCUUGUGGAAGUACUUAUGCUCAGCCUUCUCCAUCAUCCUAAUUUAGUUAACUUGAUUGGAUACUGUGCAGAUGGUGACCAGAGGCUUCUUGUCUAUGAAUUUAUGCCCUUGGGAUCAUUGGAAGAUCACCUUCAUGAUUUACCACCCGAUAAAGAGCCAUUGGAUUGGAACAAAAGGAUGAAAAUAGCAGCGGGCGCAGCCAAAGGUUUGGAGCAUCUUCAUGAUAAAGCUAAUCCUCCGGCACGACCACUCUUCAAUGAUCGCCGGAAGUUUGCGAAAUUAGCUGAUCCAAAGCUGCAAGGUCAAUUUCCAAUGAGAGGCCUUUACCAGGCUCUAGCUGUGGCAUCCAUGUGUAUCCAAGAGCAGGCUGCAGCUCGUCCUCUGAUUGGAGAUGUUGUCACUGCCCUUUCCUACUUGGCCAAUCAGGCAUAUGACCCCUGCACCGCCAACAAAUCCUCUGGGGAUGAUAAGAGGGCUUUGAGACUAUCGAAGAACGAGGACGGGUCUGGGUGUGGGUCCGGUAGGAAAUGGGACUUGGACGGGUCCGAGAAGGAAGAUUCCCCUAGGGAAACUGUCAGGAAGCUGAACAGGGAUAUAGAGAGGGAGCGCGCCGUGGCAGAGGCCAAAAUGUGGGGGGAGAAAUUUCGGGAAAAGCGACAGCAAGGCAGCGAUGGGAGUUGUGACGGAAGCAAUGGAUGAGGGGAGGGGGUCCACUUGUUGUGUGUGUACAGUUCAUUUCCCUUCUCUUCUCUUGUUAGGGGAAGGCCAACUUUGUAUCUUUGUAUUAUUGUUGACUCCAUUUUUACCUUUGGGUUUCUUGGAAAACCACAAGAACUCUUCUAGUGCAAUGGGUGUGUGUACAUUUACAGUGGAAAAUAGCAGAUGAGUUGAAU
Cuscuta campestris is the source of this 1635-nucleotide messenger RNA. The record is from the annotation of a GenBank genome assembly. NCBI's taxonomy places the organism in Eukaryota, Viridiplantae, Streptophyta, Magnoliopsida, Solanales, Convolvulaceae.